AUGUCCGGCACAGAAACAAGAGGCAGGGGCCGCAGAGGGCGCGGCGGAGGGGGCGCAGGAAACAGACAACCGAACGGACAUCGACGGUCCGCAUCAAAUGGCGCAGAGUUCAAGCUGGAAAGAGCGCACGACUUCUCCACACAAGCAGCGCCGCGCGCACCUCUACCGGGCUCAUCAAUGGCCUCUCAUCUCGCCACGUCUUCCUUCGCAUCCCUUUCUGACCGCGUCGAUGAGCGAAUCCUCUCUUUCAUCCCUUUCGAGAGCAUGUCGGACGUGCAGAGCGCUUCUCUCGACCCUGCGCUCUCUGGAAAAGAUGUCUUGGUGCAGGCAAAGACAGGCACGGGAAAGACUAUCGCAUAUCUUUUGCCCAGCUUGCAGAGACUUUUGAGCGGGCCACCAAGCAACGGGCAACACGUCAGGUUGUUAGUGCUCAGUCCUACCAGAGAAUUGGCGCUGCAGAUUCAGGUCAGUGGUGUCGUCUGCGGACUGGUCCCAGACCUUGCAAACGCCAAGCUGACAGACAUGCCGUGCUUUCGCAGAGAGAGGCGGAAAUGCUGCUACCGGGCUUACGAGGAGUGCUGGGCUCGCAAUGCGUCAUUGGAGGCUCGAACGUGAGUGCAGCGUCCAAGACGCAGCUUAGAAGCACCAUUGUGGGCCAGCUGACAUCCUCGACCGGCUUCGAUGGAAGAUCAAUACCGAGCGCCAGCUGCUACAGCGUCAACGCAAGGACAUUUUGAUAGCGACACCAGGAAGAGUGAGUUGCUGCAGUGAAUGUGUUGGUCCUGGCACAUCGUCGCCGCAAGCUGACAUCAUGUUUGGAACUGUCGACGCAGUUGAUGGAUCAUUUGCAAACAUCCAAUUUGGCACCUUCCGUCUCCAAGCUGCAGAUUCUGGUGGCAGAUGAAGCUGACCGCAUGUUCGACAUGGGCUUCCGACCAGUGCUGGAACAGAUCCAAACCUUCUUGCCCACUAGGUCCCAGGGCAGACAAACGCUACUCUUCAGUGCCACGGUCCCUAAGGGUCUGAAGGAGACAGCCAGAUUAGCUCAAGAUGCCGCGUUUAUCAAUUGCCUCAGCGAAGAAGAGGCCAACGUGCACAAGCACAUCAAGCAGCGUGAGUGCGCGCUGUUUCAGGGAUCGCAGCUGAGCGCGAACCUGACAUCAGGUGCGUUCCGUCGCUCUUAGAGUAUGUCCUUGCACCUUUGGCAGACCAGCUGGUCAUGGCUUUGCACUACGUACUGCAAGAUAUCAAAGUCAACGGACCGGAAAGCAAGCCCAUUCUCUUUUUCCAGACCGCCCGCUCCGCUUCCUUGGCGCACGAUGUCUUCGAGACUCGGCCUUACAAGGAGGCUAUCGCGCAAGCAGGAGGCAAGAACUUCGAGGUCUGCGCCAUUCACAGCAGAAUGUCACAAGGCGCUCGCGUUAGAAACACCAACAAUUUCGCCGCUGGCAAAAGCGGGGUGCUGCUCAGCUCCGACGUUGCUGCUAGAGGAGUGGACUUCCCCGGCGUAAGCUUGUGAGUAUUUGUAUUGGAUUCUGGAAGGAGAUGCUAAACCUUGCCGACUGACUGACCAUGGUGUCAUGCUUCUGCGUGCACGCACGGCAGGGUGCUCCAAUUGGGUGCGCCGAGCGAAGUGGACCAAUACAUCCACAGAGUAGGCAGGACCGGCAGAGCAGGCGCUGGGGGAAGCGGAAUGCUGGUGCUCAACGACUUUGAGGGAAAGUUUGUACAAAAAGCAGCUUUCAAGGAGCUGCCCGUCACAAAGGUUGACAGGGAUGCUGCAUUCGAAGAUGCGCUCGGCUAUGCAAGACAGGUCUAUAAUGCUGCUAUCGGCCAGGUCGGGGACGACGAAAAGGCCGCGACGUACAGAGCUGUAGGUUAUCAUCCGAAGUGACGAUCGCGCAAAGAUCAAGACGCUGACCAGACUCGCCCGUUUGCUUUUUCGGUCUGUCAGCUCAUGGGCUAUCUCAACGGAGAAAAGAAGUGGAUAGGAUGGGACUCCAAGGAAUUGGUUGUUCGCAUGAACGAAUACGCCAUUCAAGGCCUGAGGUUUGCCGAGGCCAGUGGAAGCCUGCCGGGCAUCACUCCCAAAGCUGUGGGCAUGAUGAACCUCAAGGUAAGUGACGUCGUCUGGACUCGUGCUGUUCUCGCGCCCACAAUCUACGAUUGCUCGACGCUGAAUUACUUGCCCGGCUACGCGUCACCCACAGCCAUUCUCUCAUAUGCUCAACAUCCAGAGGGACGACAAGCAGCAACAAGGAGGAGCGGGAGGCAGCCGUGGUGGCGGUGCUGGACGUGGAGGUAGAGGAGGAGCGCAUGGAGGCUCCGGACGAAAUCAGGGCGCCAAUGGGCUUCCGAGCAGCGAUUCCAGUUCAGGACGCGGCUCGGGCGCUCAGCGAGGAAUCGGUGGAGGGGGGCCACGCAGAGGAGGCGGUGGUGGCCGAGGACGCGGUCCCAAGCCGUACUGA
This is a messenger RNA of Ceraceosorus bombacis, 2468 nucleotides long. The record is from the annotation of a GenBank genome assembly. Lineage: Eukaryota; Fungi; Basidiomycota; Exobasidiomycetes; Ceraceosorales; Ceraceosoraceae.